Molecule: messenger RNA, 4629 nt
Organism: Mycena citricolor
Lineage: Eukaryota; Fungi; Basidiomycota; Agaricomycetes; Agaricales; Mycenaceae
Source: the annotation of a GenBank genome assembly
AUGAGCAACAACGGUGUGCCAGUCAUGGACAAUGACGCAUCCAUGAAGGAGGAUUCACAGAAACCGACUCCGCGUGUUCGACUUAUCUUGGGUCCCAAUGCGGAUGUCUCUAGCAAAAGAAAAGCAGCCCCCACUCCUGAACAUCAUAAACUCGAUGAUGCUCGUUCAAGCGAGCAAUACCACAAGCAGGCUGCGACGGAAGCUAGACAGCAGCGUCGUGCUGCUAUUCAAGAGAACGACAAUCUUCGAGCUCAACUCAGCGCAGCUCAGAAUGAUGUCCUUGCUCAUCAGGAUGAAGUGCGUCGUUUGCACAUUCUGAUCGAGGAAGGCCGCAGCAAGCUUGAGGAGAAGAGUCGCGACGAAGGCGACUUGCAUGCUCAGAUAAUGCACGACCAGGACAGAUUGGCAGAUCUGCUACAACGAGUUACAGCUGCUCAAAACCAAGCAGCUGAAGCAUCUACGCAAUCCUAUCGCGCCCAGGAAACACUUAACGUGCGCGACAAGGAAGUCGAUCGACUUCGUGCUGAAGUGUGCGCGCAAGAGGAUGAAGUCGAGCGCCUUCGACAACAGAUCAAGAUGGCAGCACGUACUAAAGCACAACCCUUGACGGUAAAGCGCCGAGGACGAGUCAGCACCGAACUGUUCAACCCAGGGCGGCCAUCCGUGAUGCAACUCCCACUCGAUCCUGCGCCUCUUCCAAACGAGCGCCCUACGUUGUCAGCUCCUACGUCCGAUUCGGACCCCGAUUCGAGCCCCGAUAUGGAAAUUGAGGCAAUUGCAGCCAAAUUGGACAUGGACGUCGGAGAAUUGGCCAAAUUCUUGGCUGUGAUGAAGCUUGUAAACGGCAAGAACGUAAAUGUUGCCAUAGGGCCGUCAGAAGCAGCAGGACGCAAAGCAAAGCCCAAGGCUAAAGCAGACGCGAAAGCAGCCGUGGCGCCACAGGACAAGGAGCUAGUGAACGUGGCCCAUGCCAUGAUGCGCAACAUAACUUAUUGCAAGUUCGGAUACAACCAAGCGUCGGAUUUUAUCUUUCACGUCUCCGCGACAGAGGAUGAGGUCAGUGCUUUCGCCGAGAACAAUGAAGCCACUGUCACCAAAUGGCAAUUUGAUUUCAAUGAUGACUACACGAAUUCAGCAUGGAACGCGGCUCAGAUGGAGAGACUGGUGGAUGAGGCCGUGAAGGAGGACUACGCUGGAAUGCGAUACCUUCAGAAAGGUCUCAUCAAGCGCAAGUAUCUUGAGCUUAUUGUGACCGAGCAGCUCGCGCGGUACUAUGCGGAGUGGAAGCAGUUCCGCCCCAGGUGGGACAUGGAGGAAGGUCGCAUGGAAACAAAAGGCGAAGCAAUUGCUCGCGGCAAAGUCGUAUUGUACCACCGGCGCACGUUGUCCAAGACCAUCAAUGGACAGCACAACAAAUACGACCAUCGUCGCACCACCGUGGAGGCGACAAUCGCAUUGAAGGAGGCAGACGGUGGGAACGAUCUAACAACCUGGAAGAGAAUGCUAGACCUGCUGGACCUGCUCGGUCCGAGCGGAAUGUCCGAGGAGGAAGAGACGCAUUCGAUUGAGAAGGGUGCAAAGAUCAAGGUUUACAAGAUCAAGUUGUGCGUUUGGCGCGAGCCCGCGAUUGUGGACUACAUGCGCAUGGUGGACGCGCAGACUAUGCGUUUUCAAGCCCUUCAUAACGGCACCAAGCCCGCUCCUCGUGCACGUGUUGAUUUUACACGUGCUGAUUUUACACGUCCUGAUUUCAUUGAUCCCACAUCUCAUCCUCCAACAACCACCACCAUGAACCCAGGGCGGGAUUGCGGACAGCAGGGACCCAGGCGUUUGCCGCCGGGUCCAAAAGCAUCAGAAUCGACGUGUUUGCCACGCGGUUCUGUGGCUUCAGGCUCCAAUCUCGCGCCUAGCGACCACGGCCCACACCGACUUCUGCCUCUCGCGCUUCUUGAGGAAUUCAAGAAGAAGACACUCACUUCCACAGCUCAUUUCCACGGCGUCGUCCGCAACGAAUGGGGUGUCUUCAUGGUCUUCAACGCCGAUCGCACAUCGCUCCUUCGCAUUCCCCGCCCCGACCACAGUUACCACUCCUAUCCUGCACUUUACAAGACGUCCUGGGUGAGCGUCCGACGAGCUCAUCUCGCCUGCUGCCCUCGCUAUCCCAUGUUUGACGGCGAUCUGCUCGGUGUUCUCGACGUAUCAAUGCGCUCGUUGCCAACGAAAAGGCAGGAAUUGGUGGAUGGCCCGUCUUGGGUUCUUGCCCCGGCCAUAGCGAACAAAUGGAUCAGUCUGGAAGGAUUUCUGAGCAGGGUCGUCACUGUCCUGCGUUAUCACGUCGGCCGACUUGUCCCAGCUGUAAGUUGCGGGACAAUGCACCCGCGCCCUAUCACAUACGGCUAUACGAACUCUUUCUCCUCGGAAGACGAACUCAUUUCGGCGGUGUCUCAUUCUCGAGACGCGUUCACACCUCUGCUGGCAGCCAUUGCGCUGUGUUUCCUGGCUCUUGACGGAUCUCCUCAAUGUGCCAACUGGCGUUCUUCAGUCAUGAGGAAUCUCGAUAUCCAACACCGCCUCAUGGACUCGCUGGAGGACGUUGUUGAACGUCUCCUUCGGCAUCCAGCAGGAAUGAUCUUGGAUUGUACAAUAGAGAGCCCGCGCGAGCUAGAUUGGCUUUUCCUACUCCUUGUCAAUGACACCGUUCACAUCCAUGUCCCGUUAUAUUUCUUUUUGGGCGAAGGCGAACAGGCUGUGCAACGAGCCACCCAUCUUGAGUCUUUCCAGUCGAUGCGCAACAUCCGUCUGGACGUUCAGAACUCAAUCCGCACAUUGAUCUCGCUUCCUUCAUUACCGGUCGCCACUGAAGAGUUUGUUUUUGUUCAGUCCACAAUGCGUCAAUUCGGGACAUUCCCCAAUCCUGAAUACUACGCAGCUCUGGAGACCAAAAAGCGGCAGUUUCCACCCGUUGAGCCUCACAGCGGCCAGAAGGCAGGGCAGAUUUAUACGGAUUUUUUUGCCUGCUGCAAAGCCCGGAAUGAGCGUAAGCUUGCCGAGGAAACGAUUGAGCAGAGGCAGACGCGUCUUCAACGAGAACAGAACGCCAAGUCGCAGAAUUGUCCUGGCAAAAAGGGUGCCCGAGUAUUCAAGUGGGAGAAGAUCGACGACUUCUGGGUCCGUCGACUUGUACAACGAAACUUGGUCGAGGAGGAAUGGUGCGAUUUUGCACCUUCACAGCGUGUCUACAACUCGUUUGCCAACGAAUGGGACCUCUGUGCACCCUUGGAUCCCAAAGCUCAAGUCGAAUACGAUGACGACGACGACAGCGACGACGAUCCCUUUGGUUACUACAGCUCACGUGCCAACUUUGCCGCUGAUUUCGAUGACCAGCUUCCCACCGGACUAUCUGAUGAAGUACAAUCGACGCUGAACAACGCUUCUGCUGUCCUUCACCAUCUUGACGCGUACUACGACGACGACGACGACGACGACGAGAAGCCUACGAUCACAAACAUGGACGACAUCCCUGCUCAAAACGCUGUACGAGCCAUUCUCGAAUAUCGUGUGGGGCUUGUCGACCACACGGAGCGCCGCUUCGCUGAUACAGAAAUGAUCAAGCCUCGUGUCAGUGCCCACUUCCUCGGCAAUGGGACGUCCUCCACUCCCAAGCCACCAAGCGAUGCGGCCCUCGCAUUGCUGCAAGCAUUGUCCAAGGCAAAGCGUGUCCGAGACCUCCCCAAUGAUCUCUUUGACCUCGGCAACGACAAGAUAGCGGAUGACAUCUGGUCGAACAGUGGUGUUAGGGUGACAUUGCUCCAGGGCGUUAGUGCUCAAGCACAUCGCUCCACAGGAUAUGUCCUCAAACCGCGCAACCAAGCGGCACCUGGGAGACAGGUCCUCAUCUUCAGUGCUGCUUCUGUCAUGCAUCUCGUUCGCUGCCGUUGCCAGACCUGGGGCGAGAUCAUCUCACAUCUGUAUCAUCUCGGUUCUCCCUUCCACGUCGUUGUCGAGGACUCCAUCUUUGGACCAUCUUCCCAUCAACCGGACCUCUAUCAAUGUCGUAGCCUUGGAGUUCGCCCUGAGAGCUACAUUCCAGAGCAGCAGGAUCUUCGCACGUACUGGGACUCAAUGAAGCGCUUCCUCCUUUCUCCUCGUGGCCGACUAGCCCUUCAAGCUGGAGGCGUUGUUGCUCGGCUGGCACGCAAAGUCAUCGUGGACUCAGAAUUGGAGCUGAGAUCAGAUGAUGUCGACAUCGAGACCGCCGAGGAGCUAGUCAGAAGUGGGGAUACAGCGGUCUAUUACCAUGCAUUGAUGCAGGAGGAAAUGGAUCUUGUCCUCGGCGUGUACAGCAUCGAAAUGAACCAGCUGGAUCCCACCGCACGCAAUGGACAUCAAGAGAAACGUGUUUCGUGGUGGCCUCAAUCCGCAGCGUUUUUUACUUCGGGAAUGAGUGUCGGGUGGUGGACGCCAGAUUGCGAAAGAUGGUUCCAAGGCAUUCUGCAGGAGAUGGCGCAAGGCAGAGCUGUUGUUCUCAACAACACCCGUUGGAAGGAACGGAUUCGUGGGUACAGCGCUGCCUGGCGCCUUUCUAAGAAUCUCGACGCUGUCUGUGCCGACUUCCUUACCAAUAUCUGA